This is a messenger RNA of Gasterosteus aculeatus aculeatus (three-spined stickleback), 2443 nucleotides long. RefSeq names its product prokineticin receptor 1b (gene prokr1b). The record is from RefSeq and is a predicted model, not a curated record. Gene Ontology annotation, biological process: neuropeptide signaling pathway. Gene Ontology annotation, cellular component: plasma membrane. Lineage: Eukaryota; Metazoa; Chordata; Actinopteri; Perciformes; Gasterosteidae. Gene Ontology annotation, molecular function: neuropeptide receptor activity.
GAGGGUUUCUUCGCCUUAAAUGGUAAACGCGUACAGACCCCACACGGACCAUUGCAUGUUUUUAUUCGAGGGGGAAGAGUGACUGACGGAACUUAGUGCGUUUCUCGACGUGCCGCGCGCUGGCAGCAGAGAGGAGCGAUGCGCUGAUGGAGUAACCCCGCGUGCGCACUGGUGCGGUUGUCCAAUGGUACUUUGGCACACGCGACGCGCAAUUGCGCUUUGUUUAAGCUAUUGUCCGGUAGGAGUCGGUCUACCUUCGGAAUCGUUUACCGGUGAAGAUGUGCGACUAUUCCCAAAGAAGAAGCCUGUUCAAUGCACAGAAAUGACUCAUUUAAUACCUAGAACAUCGAUCAACAAUUUUCAUUUAAUAUGUCAAAUGAAAUUGCCGUAAAAUACAAGUUUUUCUAAACCCAAAUAAAAGUGUGUGCUAAGACAUGGGGGACUCCAACAUUAGCCAAAUCCCUUACAAAGAGACAGGGGAGAGUCUCCCAGCAGGUGCCUUGGAUCAUUACAUGGAUAGCUAUGAUAUGGACUACGGCGUCCCUCCUGAUGAGAUCCCAGACACGACGCAGGGUCAGGCUUUCUUCGUGGCCACCAUUAUCAUUGGCGUGGUGCUCGUCUGCAUCAUGCUUGUCUGUGGAUUUGGAAACCUCAUAUUCAUCGCCACACUGAUGCGCUACAAAAAGCUGCGCAAUCUCACCAACCUGCUCAUCGCCAACCUGGCCAUCUCGGACUUCAUCGUGGCAGUGGUGUGCUGCCCCUUCCUCGUGGACUACUAUGUGGUGAAACAGCUUUCCUGGGGUCACGGGUUAGUGCUGUGUGCCUCCGUCAACUAUCUCCUGACAGUGUCCCUCUACGUGUCCACAAACGCAUUGCUCGCCAUUGCAGUUGACAGGUACAUGGCUAUAGUCCAUCCUCUGAGGCCUCGCAUGAAGUACCAAACUGCCUACUGCCUGAUUACAGGAGUCUGGAUCGUUCCCAUUCUCAUAUCCAUUCCCUCCGCCUACUUUGCCUCUGAGACCAUGUACCCUCACGGCGGCACCACGCCGACCACACACAAGUUCUUCUGCGCUCAGAUCUGGCCUGUCGAGCAGCAGGUCUACUACCGGUCAUAUUUUCUGUUUGUCUUUGCUUUGGAGUUUGUUGUGCCGGUGGUCGUCAUGUCGAUGUGUUACACCCAAAUUUCCCGUGAGCUCUGGUUCAAGAAUGUCCCCGGUUUCCAGACGGAGCAGAUCAGGAAGAGGCUGCGUUGCCGCCGCAAGACGGUGUUGGUCCUGAUCGGGAUCUUGACAGCGUACAUCCUGUGCUGGGCUCCUUACUACGGCUUCGCCAUAUUACGAGAUUUCCACCCGACGCUCAUCUCCCGCCAGAAGAACUCGCUGGUGGCCUUCUACAUCAUCGAGUGCAUCGCCAUGAGCAACAGCAUGAUCAACACGUUGUGCUUCGUCAGUGUCAAGAACAACACAGUCAAGCACCUGAAGAAGAUCGUACUGAUCCGCUGGAGGUCCACGUACGGCCCCAGUAAGAUUGUGGACGAGAUGGACAUCAGGACCUCCUUCGUGCCUGUGACGGAGGAGAUUGAAUGCAUUCACUUGAGGUAAAGGGAGGAAAGUAGCUGUCCCUUAGAUGUUACACUACACGGAUGACGGGGACGAUUUUGACGUGGAACAUUUCUCUUGCGUUCAGAUCAAAUUUUAUAACUGUCAAACCCAGACGAGUAUAUUGCACUGGUUAAUGGAUCAACAUGGCUUGUACUUUGUUAGCCUGCAGAUAAUACAGGACUGCCAUUUGAGUUACUAUGGGAAUGUAAUUGUUGUGCACAGUAGGACUAUACGUGUUAUUUUUAAAUGUUUAUGUGUGUGUAUAAUAAAGAGUACAUGUAAGACUUGUAAAUAGAGCUACUGCUGCUGCCCAUCCCAUCCCAACUGGUCACAUACGGACCCUUUUCUAUUGCCCGGUGUAACACAGACAAAGAAGAAGCGACAUAAAACACUUGCUUAGGCAAUUAUUAAGGAUUUUGAAAAACAUCAUAGUUGGGCAGAAAGUAACCUCAGUCAAAUUUAAACUCACACUAAAAUUCAUCACAAAUUGGACAAAAUAAAUCGAUACUUCCAGACACAUCCAGAGCAUUUCUGUGUGGGCGCCUCAAAAGGAAGCAGUUACUGUAUGUUUACGUAUUCGCUACUAUAAAGGCCAAAGCGUUAAUAAAAAUACAAAAGAGUUUCUUUGAAACGGUAUCAGAUGCUGAGGUGCGUGACAAAGCAUUAGUGGCUGAUCCAAGAGUAUACCUGAGGUUGAUCUUCAAAAUGCCUCAAUGUUCCAAUUAUAUUAAUUGAAAUAACUCUUCUUAGUAAAAAUGAAAUGAAAAAAGAUAGUUGAUACAUUGCAUGCUUACUUCGUAUUUGAAUUAACUUUAUGUGGUCUUACUGUAAUAAACAAUGAG